Chiloscyllium plagiosum (whitespotted bambooshark) is the source of this 1371-nucleotide messenger RNA. The record is from RefSeq and is a predicted model, not a curated record. Lineage: Eukaryota; Metazoa; Chordata; Chondrichthyes; Orectolobiformes; Hemiscylliidae.
AUGGCCACAAAACCGAUUAGACAGCGACAGGGGGAGCGACAGGGGGAGCGACAGGGGGAGCGACAGGGGGAGCGACAGGGGGAGCGACAGGGGGAGCGACAGGGGGAGCGACAGGGGGAGCGACAGGGGGAGCGACAGGGGGAGCGACAGGGGGAGCGACAGGGGGAGCGACAGGGGGAGCGACAGGGGGAGCGACAGGGGGAGCGACAGGGGGAGCGACAGGGGGAGCGACAGGGGGAGCGACAGGGGGAGCGACAGGGGGAGCGACAGGGGGAGCGACAGGGGGAGCGACAGGGGGAGCGACAGGGGGAGCGACAGGGGGAGCGACAGGGGGAGCGACAGGGGGAGCGACAGGGGGAGCGACAGGGGGAGCGACAGGGGGAGCGACAGGGGGAGCGACAGGGGGAGCGACAGGGGGAGCGACAGGGGGAGCGACAGGGGGAGCGACAGGGGGAGCGACAGGGGGAGCGACAGGGGGAGCGACAGGGGGAGCGACAGGGGGAGCGACAGGGGGAGCGACAGGGGGAGCGACAGGGGGAGCGACAGGGGGAGCGACAGGGGGAGCGACAGGGGGAGCGACAGGGGGAGCGACAGGGGGAGCGACAGGGGGAGCGACAGGGGGAGCGACAGGGGGAGCGACAGGGGGAGCGACAGGGGGAGCGACAGGGGGAGCGACAGGGGGAGCGACAGGGGGAGCGACAGGGGGAGCGACAGGGGGAGCGACAGGGGGAGCGACAGGGGGAGCGACAGGGGGAGCGACAGGGGGAGCGACAGGGGGAGCGACAGGGGGAGCGACAGGGGGAGCGACAGGGGGAGCGACAGGGGGAGCGACAGGGGGAGCGACAGGGGGAGCGACAGGGGGAGCGACAGGGGGAGCGACAGGGGGAGCGACAGGGGGAGCGACAGGGGGAGCGACAGGGGGAGCGACAGGGGGAGCGACAGGGGGAGCGACAGGGGGAGCGACAGGGGGAGCGACAGGGGGAGCGACAGGGGGAGCGACAGGGGGAGCGACAGGGGGAGCGACAGGGGGAGCGACAGGGGGAGCGACAGGGGGAGCGACAGGGGGAGCGACAGGGGGAGCGACAGGGGGAGCGACAGGGGGAGCGACAGGGGGAGCGACAGGGGGAGCGACAGGGGGAGCGACAGGGGGAGCGACAGGGGGAGCGACAGGGGGAGCGACAGGGGGAGCGACAGGGGGAGCGACAGGGGGAGCGACAGCCGCACCAUUUGGGGAGAGGGGAUGGGGACGUGCCCGACACCAUGCUCACACCCCAUAACUCUCGGAUAACCUUUGACCUCCACCCCAACACCAUCACUGCAGGGGGCGGGGCAGGAGGGAGAGGCAGCUCCUGGAGAACUCCCCUGAUCUGA